Messenger RNA from Ipomoea triloba (trilobed morning glory), 465 nucleotides. RefSeq names its product zinc finger A20 and AN1 domain-containing stress-associated protein 7. The record is from RefSeq and is a predicted model, not a curated record. Bases 1 to 465 code for a protein of 154 amino acids. Lineage: Eukaryota; Viridiplantae; Streptophyta; Magnoliopsida; Solanales; Convolvulaceae. Gene Ontology annotation, molecular function: DNA binding; zinc ion binding. The transcript has a single exon.
AUGAGUUCCGACGGGAAUGACUACGGCACCGGAUUUCCGCCGUCGCAACCCUCACUCUGCGAAAACGGCUGCGGCUUCUUUGGCGCGGCGGCGACGAAGGGACUGUGCUCCAAGUGCUACCGAGAUCUCCGCGUGAAGGAAGAGCGAGAGGCGAUGGACAAGCUCACGCUAAAUACGUCCGCUAAUCUGCGAGUAGAAAUCGAUUCUUUGGCGGCGAAUCCGUCUCAGCCGGCAGUUAGCGGUGGCGAGGCGGCGGCGGCUCCUCCGCCCGCGCCGAGUAGGUGCUGGAGUUGUAAGAAGAAAGUGGGACUUAUGGAAUUCAAGUGCAGAUGCGGUUGUACCUUCUGCCGGGUCCACAGGUACCCGGAGAAGCAUGAUUGUACCUUUGACUUCAAGGGUCAAGGACGGGAUGCCAUCGCCAAGGCUAAUCCUCUAAUCAAGGCCGAUAAAAUUCACAGAUUCUGA